Molecule: messenger RNA, 1091 nt
Organism: Plutella xylostella (diamondback moth)
Lineage: Eukaryota; Metazoa; Arthropoda; Insecta; Lepidoptera; Plutellidae
Source: RefSeq, a predicted model, not a curated record
ACUCUGUGCUUAUUGGUAUUCCGUCGGGUGUGGUGUUACGACAAAACGUACUUGAGGUUUGAAGAACAAAGGAGUCAGGAUAUGCCCAUUGUCCAACCUCCGUGAAUCAGCGGCCAUCGAGUCAGUGCCUCGAUCCUCGAGUGUCGAACCUCAUUGAUAACGCCACUCGUAAAGAUACUUUAGAAGACAGCAGACAAAUAAAUUGUCGCUCAUCGAUGGCGUGGCUCGUGUGGUGUUCCCUAGCGGCGCUGUGUGCCCCCGUGCUGGGCCACGGCCGCGUGCUGGACCCCCCGGGCCGUGGGACCGCCUGGCGCGCCGGAUUCCCCGCCAAGCCCGACUACGAUGACGACGGGUUGAACUGCGGAGGGUUCUACCAUCAGUGGUCGGUGAAUGGCGGCAGAUGCGGCGUGUGCGGCGACGCCUACGACUCCCCAACCCCUCGCGCGCACGAGCUGGGGGGCACCUACGGGCAGGGAGACAUCGUGGCGAGCUACCGGCCCGGGGCUUCCCUCCGCGCCGUCGUGGACCUGACCGCCUCUCACAAGGGAUACUGGGAGUUCCGCCUCUGCCCCGACCCGCUAGCCAACCAACAAGACUGCUUCGACAAAUAUGUAUUGCAACUCGAGCAAGGAGGGACUAAAUACUACCCUACAGAAGGCAGCACGAAAUACGCAGUGACUUACAAACUCCCUGAAGGUCUAAUCUGUGAGCAUUGUGUGCUGCAGUGGAAGUACACUGCAGGCAACAACUGGGGCGUCUGCGCCAACGGCACGCAGGGGCUGGGCUGUGGGAACCAGGAGGAGUUCCGCGCGUGUUCAGAUGUGUCCGUGACAGUCGCCAGGACUCAUGAUGUGGAGCCUCUAGAGACGGUGCCUGAGGGAUACGAGGAGAUCCCGUAUCCGCUGUUCUUCUACUUGAGGCAUGGGUUCUUCGACUUGGAGCAAGGUCUCCGCGACAUGCUACACCGGCCGGCGCGCCGCCAGGCUCGGCCCAAGAAGCACCGGCGGCCUCGGAAGAAACACCGGAAGAAACAUACCAAGCGGAAGUUUAAAAAAGUAAGGCUCUUUUGAUGCACAUGUGUAAAAAAGUUG